AUGGCGGCGGUGGAGCUUCCACAGCCCUCGCUGGACAGCGUCCGGCAGUUCGUCGACGCGUUCCGCCGCGCCGAGAUGCCGCUGGACGUGCUCGUGUGCAACGCCGCCAUCUACCGCCCCACGGCGCGCACACCGACAUUCACCGCUGACGGGCACGAGAUGAGCGUGGGCGUGAACCACCUCUGCCACUUCCUGCUCGCCCGCCUCCUCAUGGAGGACCUUCAGAAGUCCGACUACCCGUCCCGCCGCAUGGUCAUCGUCGGCUCCAUCACCGGCAACAGCAACACGCUGGCAGGCAACAUGCCGCCCAAGGCCAGCCUCGGUGACCUCCGCGGGCUCGCCGGCGGCCUCAGCGGUGCGUCGGGCUCCGCCAUGAUCAACGGGGACGAGAGCUUCGACGGCGCCAAGGCGUACAAAGACAGCAAGGUGUGCAACAUGCUGACCAUGCAGGAGUUCCACCGGCGGUACCACGAGGAGACCGACAUCACCUUCUCCUCGCUCUACCCCGGCUGCAUCGCCACCACGGGGCUAUUCCGGGAGCACAUCCCGCUAUUCCGCACGCUCUUCCCGCCGUUCCAGAAGUUCAUCACGAAGGGGUUCGUCUCGGAGGCGGAGUCCGGCAAGAGGCUGGCACAGGUGGUGGCGGAGCCCAGCCUGACCAAGUCCGGCGUGUACUGGAGCUGGAACAAGGACUCGGCGUCCUUCGAGAACCAGCUCUCCCAGGAGGCCAGCGACCCCGAGAAGGCCCGCAAGGUCUGGGAGCUCAGCGAGAAGCUCGUCGGACUCGCCUGAUCUCCCACCCACCUCCGGCUCCGGCCACGUUCAGGCAAUGCAUGCAUCUAGGACGCCGAUGCCGAACUUGUCGCAUUUUUUAACGUUGGUACUUAUCAUUUUUACGUCUUUUUAGAAACUCAAUUACGCGGGAGAGGCCUUGCGAGUGUCGGCGAGAGUGCAUAGAUCUCGUGUGGAAGAUGUACAAUUUUCGGCGAACCAUGAAUAAUAAAACCGCAGGCCUGAUUGAGGAUGGCA
This is a messenger RNA of Aegilops tauschii subsp. strangulata, 1029 nucleotides long. RefSeq names its product protochlorophyllide reductase A, chloroplastic-like. Lineage: Eukaryota; Viridiplantae; Streptophyta; Magnoliopsida; Poales; Poaceae. Gene Ontology annotation, molecular function: protochlorophyllide reductase activity. The record is from RefSeq and is a predicted model, not a curated record.